AUGACAUCGCCGGCAUAUAGCCAUCACUUCUCCAUCAACAAUCUCCCCUUUGGAGUUGCAUCCUCAUCGCAGCAUCCUCAACCGCAAUGCGUCACUCGCCUCGGCAACACCGUCAUCUUCCUCGGAGACCUGCAGCGAGCUGGUCUGUUCCGCGAGGUCACCAGUCUCCCAAGAGGAGUAUUCGACAACCGCACUCUGAACGCCUUCGCAGCCCUCGAUAAGCAAGUCCACAAGCAUGUCCGACAAGCGCUGCAAUCUGCCUUGCAAGAUUCCGGAGUCAAGAAACUGCCGAUAGGAAGUACGGAACCGAUCACUGCCGUCCGGAUGCAUCUUCCCGUCUCAAUCCCAGCAUUUACCGACUUCUCUUGCAGCCUCAAUCACGUCAAAAACGCAGGCAGGGCAAUCCUGAACGACGACACCCCGCCACCGGGUUUCUUCCACUUCCCCAUCGGCUACGGCGGCCGCGCAAGCACAAUCGUCCCCUCAGGGACCCCCAUUACCCGACCCCUAGGCCACUUCUAUGAUCGAUCCGCAGGGAUCGAGAAAAAGACCGUGGCCUACGGGCCCUCACAGGCAAUGGACUACGAGCUCGAGAUCGGUGUUGUAGUCGGUACGCCGGUGCCAGCGCACCGCGGUCUAGACGCCACAGACGCAGACGAGCAUAUCUUCGGGCUGGUGCUUCUGAACGAUUGGAGCGCCCGUGACAUCCAAGGCCUUGAAAUGGUUCCUCUGGGCCCCCUCAACGGCAAAGCCUUUGGAACCACCAUCUCCCCCUGGAUCGUAACUCUGGACGCGCUGGAGCCAUUCAAGGCCCCCGGUCCUGAACCCCACGUCUCGCUGCCAAGGCACCUCCAGGACACUGUGGACUUUACCUAUGCCAUCAGUUUGAAGGUCGAGCUUGAGCAUGGCGCGUCCUCGACGCUGCUGAGCACGUCGGGUGCCCAGGAUCUGUUCUGGAGUCAUCGGCAGAUGUGUGCGCAUCUCGCCAGCACGGGGUGUGACUUGCAGACCGGAGACAUCCUGGGCACGGGCACGGUGAGUGGACCCGCUGAAGGGAGUUAUGGAUGUUUGCUUGAGAUCACGCAGGGUGGGAAGGUGCCUGUGGCGUUAUCGGAUGGGUCAUCGCGACGUUUCUUGCAGGAUGGGGAUGUGGUGAAGAUGUCGGCGGUAGCUGGGGACGAGUCGUCGGGCGUCGGAUUUGGUGAGUGUGUUGGUGAAUUGAAGCCAGCAAGGGCGUCCUAG
Molecule: messenger RNA, 1242 nt
Organism: Aspergillus fumigatus Af293
Lineage: Eukaryota; Fungi; Ascomycota; Eurotiomycetes; Eurotiales; Aspergillaceae
Product: fumarylacetoacetate hydrolase family protein
Biological process (GO): L-phenylalanine catabolic process; L-tyrosine catabolic process; homogentisate catabolic process
Molecular function (GO): fumarylacetoacetase activity
Source: RefSeq, a predicted model, not a curated record